AGUCCAACUUUGUAAAUAAAGAUCCUACGAAGUCCAAAAACUCCAGAGUGCUCUACUUUCACUCCUAUAUUUCAUAUUUAUCGGAAGCCAGAAAAUGGAGGCGAAGCUCUUCCUUCUAACCUGCUCACUUCCCUUACAACCCUUGCUUCCAACUUGCAAUAUGCGCCUCUCCCGUUUCAAGACGACUUCCCCUUCUAAAACAGUUUUGAGGAGGUGCAUGAACCAAGAAGAACAACUUCUGGAAGGGAUGCCAAAGGAGUAUUACGAUGAUGAAUGGCAAGCCAGACAACGGGAAAAAACGAAGGAGUUGCAUAGAAGACGUAGAGAAGAAGAGGAAGAAGAGGAAAGAAAGGUUGAAGAGUAUCGUGAAAUAGGUAUGCGUUUGAAGGGGUACCCGCAAGAAGAUGUUGUAAGAGCCAGGAAAUUAGUUUCAAGCUUCAUUACGGCUGAAGAAGAGGUGGAAGAGAAAAUCGAGGAGGCUGCAGAGAGAGGUGAACUUACUGAACUUGUGCUAAUGGUCAUAUGGAAUCGCCUUGAUCUUGCUCGACGGGAUGUAAGUGGGCUUUUAGAUGAAAAGGAUGCCAUUAGGAGUCUUGAUCUUCUCUACAGACGAGUUGAGACCGAGAUAUUGAAACGGGAGGCAAGUCCUGCUAUGAGGCUGCUCAAUGAUCUUUUGAAUAUGCAUGAUGGGUUUGACAAUGAAGGAUGGUUGAAGGAAUGCAAAAAACGCAUGGUUGAGACUUUCCCACGGGAGGAUCCGUUUAGCAUCCUUGUACCAGCUGGUUUUGACAUUGAUAAGCAUCACGGCCCAUUGUCACUACCAGCCGAAGCUGAUGAUGUUCUUCUACGAGUAGAUUUCAUAAGAGAGGUUGAUGCUUUGCUACAAGAGGUUCGAUCCGAACAAAACGAAGCACAAACCCCAGAUGGGCUUGAUCCAGAAUCUGUUGCAGUAAAAUUGAAGGAACACGAGAGGAAACGAACCAUACGCCAAGUCGAAACUCUGCUGGAUUUAGCCAUUAACUUACAAUGGUAACUAUAGUUUAAGAUUAAAAAGAGGAAAAAGAAAACAAAGCCAUCCAGCUUUUUCUCAUCUGCUUCGACAUAUUAGUUUGAUUUUGUUUUGGAAGAACCUAUGAUACUUGUAACUGUAACUGGAUAUAGCAUUUGUAGUUUCAAGAGUAUAUAAUAUGCAGGUAUAUUCAAGAGUAA
Messenger RNA from Gossypium raimondii (Peruvian cotton), 1209 nucleotides. RefSeq names its product protein PALE CRESS, chloroplastic. The coding region runs from base 95 to 1033 and encodes 312 amino acids. Gene Ontology annotation, biological process: chloroplast organization; leaf development; cellular response to light stimulus. Gene Ontology annotation, cellular component: chloroplast; etioplast; chromoplast. NCBI's taxonomy places the organism in Eukaryota, Viridiplantae, Streptophyta, Magnoliopsida, Malvales, Malvaceae. The record is from RefSeq and is a predicted model, not a curated record. The transcript is spliced from 7 exons.